Coregonus clupeaformis (lake whitefish) is the source of this 3953-nucleotide messenger RNA. It is a transcript of the gene slc32a1, whose product is annotated as solute carrier family 32 member 1. Gene Ontology annotation, molecular function: amino acid transmembrane transporter activity. Gene Ontology annotation, biological process: amino acid transmembrane transport. Bases 538 to 2145 code for a protein of 535 amino acids. Gene Ontology annotation, cellular component: vacuolar membrane. The transcript is spliced from 2 exons. NCBI's taxonomy places the organism in Eukaryota, Metazoa, Chordata, Actinopteri, Salmoniformes, Salmonidae. The record is from RefSeq and is a predicted model, not a curated record.
CGCCCGCUGGGGGCUGGAGACGUGUUUCACGAAGCAGAGUCCUUGCAUUGGCAGGCUGAUGAUGACACGUGCCUCCUCUUUGCCACCCCCAGGCUCAAGCGUACCGCAUUGGCAUCAGUAACGACCAAGGAAAACCAACUGUGGAAGCGCUGCUGCAACCGUCAUUAUCAAUAAACCAACUCAAUAUUAGAAAUUGCAACGCGCAAUUUAGAGUAAUCCUCUGCGUAAUAAAUUGUUUUCCUUCAGAAAAAUCGUGAAUCAAGAUCGGACGUUUUCGUCGAGCUAAAGAAGAGAGUGAGUUAACAAGAUGCAGAGACGAAGCGCCAACGUCUGAAGGUGACAUGAACCUGGGGAUGAUCAAGCAGUGGAGAUAGCAACUGAACAACCAUCAGGGCUUUAUAAAACCACCGUUUGUACCAUAGCCUCGUUUUAUUCAUGUACAGAAACAGAUCUGCAAAAUAAAGUUGUUGGCUAUUUAUUGUAUUUGAAUUAGAAAAGAACCGUCACCGACCGGUACAACAGACAGAGGAAGCAACAAUGGCACAUUUAAUCCGAAGCAAGUUUCAAAAUAAACUGUCAAAUGCGGCAACUUCCAUGUCGAAUAAAUCCACUGCGAAGGUGAGCGGGAUGAUGGCCAGGAUGGGCUUCCAGGCCGCCACAGACGAGGAGGGACUGGGAUUCGCCGCCUGCGAUGAUUUGGAUUACGACCACCGGCAAGGACUGCAGAUGGACAUCAUGAAAUCGGAUGAAAUGGGUGGUGGAGACGCUGGAGAAGGGAGUGGAGAGGGUGGGAUGGGUGGAGGAGAAGACGGUAUGGCGGCUGGGGACAGCCACUACCAGAGAGAUGGCACCGGCCCCCCGCCCUCCGGUUCUAAAGCCUCAGGUCUGGGCGAAGAAGAGAAAUCACCAAAAAUCACCGCUUGGGAAGCGGGCUGGAACGUCACGAAUGCAAUCCAGGGGAUGUUCGUUCUGGGUUUACCAUACGCCAUUCUCCACGGGGGCUACCUCGGACUGUUUCUCAUUAUUUUCGCCGCCGUGGUGUGUUGCUACACGGGGAAAAUUCUCAUCGCCUGCCUGUACGAGGAGGACGAAGACGGCCAACUGGUGCGUGUGAGGGACACAUACGUGGACAUAGCCAACGCGUGUUGUCAGCCGAGGUUUCCAUCUUUAGGUGGUCAUAUCGUGAAUGUAGCCCAGAUCAUUGAGCUGGUGAUGACGUGUAUCCUGUACGUGGUUGUGAGCGGGAACCUGAUGUACAAUAGCUUUCCCACUCUCCCCAUCUCACAGAAGGCCUGGGCCAUAGUGGCCACCGCCGCCCUGCUACCCUGCGCCUUCCUCAAGAACCUCAAGUCCGUGUCAAAGUUCAGCUUGCUGUGCACUAUCGCGCACUUCGUAAUCAACAUCCUGGUAAUUGCCUACUGCCUCUCCAGAGCGCGCGAUUGGGCCUGGGAUAAAGUCAAAUUCUACAUCGAUGUAAAGAAGUUCCCCAUUUCUAUUGGAAUCAUCGUGUUCAGUUACACCUCUCAGAUUUUCCUUCCGUCGCUCGAGGGGAACAUGCAGAAGCCCAGCGAGUUCCACUGCAUGAUGAACUGGACCCACAUUGCCGCGUGCGUCCUCAAAGGCCUGUUCGCCCUCGUGGCCUACCUGACCUGGGCGGAUGCCACCAAGGAGGUCAUCACAGACAACCUGCCGUCAACCAUCAGGGCUGUCGUAAACCUAUUCUUAGUUUCCAAAGCCUUACUGUCAUACCCAUUGCCAUUCUUCGCUGCAGUCGAGGUUUUGGAGAAAUCAUUUUUUAAUGAACAAGAACGCACGUGGUUCCCAAAUUGCUACGGGGGCGAUGGACGCCUGAAAGCUUGGGGCCUCACUCUCAGAUGCAGCCUUGUGGUGUUCACGUUGCUCAUGGCCAUUUAUGUACCGCAUUUUGCCCUUCUCAUGGGUCUGACCGGCAGCCUGACGGGGGCAGGGCUGUGCUUUCUGCUUCCCAGCCUCUUCCACCUCAAGCUGCUAUGGAGAAAGCUUCUAUGGCACCACGUAUUCUUUGAUGUCGCCAUAUUUGUAAUAGGAGGUAUAUGCGCUAUCUCCGGUUUCAUCCACUCAAUGGAGGGACUCAUAGAAGCUUACAAAUAUGGCAUAGAAGAUUAGCCAAGCCACUGUCUGCUGGAUAUAGAUGUUACCACACAUCCAUCUUAAAGUGAAUAACUGAAAUCCCCACUGAGCGCAGUCAGCCCAUGCUUACAGAAUUCAUGCGAAAUAAAUGCUCGCACAGAAUGCAGUUCACGCACACAUUUGCGCGUGCUCAUUACACCCUUGCAUUGAUACACACGCGCGCGGAGAGAAAGACACAAACAUCACAAAACAUGACACACGAUAUGGACAAUUCAACUUGUAAUGUAAUGUAUAAAUAUCACUAAAUGCAUAUCCAUAUUUUUCAGUGGAGUGAAGGUUUACAAUAGCUCAAUCGACCUAAACAAAAUGGCUAAAUGAGCAAUGUGUCUUUUCAUCUCUGUGGAGGUUUAUUGCCACCUUGAGAGCCAUUUCAUUUCACAUUCAAGCCUGCAUUCUUAGAAAACAAGGUUAUGGAUAGAACCAAAAAGGGUUCUAUGCUUGCUUCAUGUAUGGCACAACUUAAGGUGCUAUAUAGAACCGGCGUUGGUUCCAUAUAGAACGCUAUAUGGAACCCAACGGUUCUAUAUGGAACCACUGUUGGUUCAGUAGAGAAGAACCCUACAAAAGGGUUCUAUAUAGAAUCUUUAGGGGUGCCAUAUAUGAAGCAAGCAAUAGAAACCUUUUUGGUUCUAUCCAGAACCUUUUAUUCUAAGAGUGCGUGUGGUUUUGGACUUUGACAGUUUCACGGCAUAAUGUGACUAAAUGGUAUAAACGAAGCUGUGCGUUUUGAUAUGAUGCCAUUUUCUUCUUCUAAAUUAUUUGCAAUGUUUCAAAUGGGCAAUGAAUGUGAUUAUUAAUUAACACAUUGGCAUAUUGGAAUGUGGACCUAUUAUGAUGACAACUAACAUAAUGGCAAUAAAGUAUAUCAGCAAGACAAAAUAAAUAGAAUACAUAUCAUGGAUGAUGCCCAUAUAAUUUGUUACUGAAUACUAGGAAUAUCCCAAAUAUAUUUAUUGAGAAGUAAUUAUUCUCUCCAAGCGCUAUAAUUGAAAUAGUAUGAUUAUAGUAGUCUAAUUACAUACACAGCUACUUUAACUAUGCAUUGAAUGUAUGAUAUUCAGACAGAUAAGAAAAUAAUUCUGGAAUUGGGAGGUGGAAAAGAAAACGGUUAUAACCAGAGUAAGGAAAGACGUGUUUUGGAUAUUUGAAUGAAUAACCAUUAGCCUACAACAUAUCGUUAGGCCUACACAUACCUAUCGCACAAGUUAUGAAAUUGUGAGAAAAAAAAACGGCAAAUGCCCGUGAAGUAAAAGGCUAUGUCGUUAGCGUUCGGAGAACGGCGUUUUAGAACCAGAAGUCUCAAAGUAAUUUGACCCAUAUUCACCCCAGACAGAGGAAAAUGCUGUCCCGUCGUUAAGAACCCCCAACCCCCAUGGAAUUCUGUCACACUCAAUUCGAAUUUAUCCCCUGUUUCACAUUAUGCAUUUCAAUUGUAAACUAUUCCUGCGAGAUGAAUUUGAAUAAUUCGAGGUCCGGAAUCAAGUGUCUGAAUGUAGAAGACAUCAUACAAAGAAGAACAUGUGCAUAAAUACAUUUUUCAUUCUGUGCAAUCCAACGGGUCAUGUGGAAAUGUUAUAAAACCGUAUGUGUAGUGUUAUUGUGGUUUCAAAAAGAUGGAAUGUAGCCUAUAUCUCAUAAAUCGUUAUCAUAUAUCGUGAAAAUGAAUAUUAAAGAAAUAAGUGAAAUUAUAUUGUAUAAAUGUGUGUGGUUUUAUGUGAUGAAAACGAAAACCGUGAGAAACAUGUAUUUUUUCUCUAUAAAUAGAAUAAAAUAUGGAAAAAAUA